AUGUUAGCAGUGCUAAUUCUGCUACCUGCCACAUUGGCAGAAUCAUUCUGGAUAACCGCCGAGCUGUUGCGGGUAGAUUGGAAGGAAGGAUGUCUUACCACCGCCGGCUGCUCACAGCCCAGAUUCAAGGUACUUGAAGACAUGCUAUCAAUUUCGGAAAGGAUCUCCAUUAGCUGGCCGGUUUCGGAGCAUUUUGUGCAGGAGGCCUCACGACCAUUUGUGUCGUACUGGGAGAACGGUAAUCCUCAGGAUGUGACCCUCUCGUGCCAGGUUGUUGGCAGUGACCCCACUUACGGUUUUCCGAGAGUUUGUGAUCAAACUCCAUCCAUCCGCGUUUUUCAAGAUGAGGUCGUCAAAGCUUUGGGCCGAAACAGACGUCAUCAGGACUUGACUACCAUUGCAAUACCGGAAGAGGAGCUGGGCAAGAGGCUGAUCGAGGUUCGAGCGAAAUGUUUCAACGCCACUAUAGCAGUGGAAAAGCAUACAGAAAGGUGCCCAUGGUGCCCCGAUCUAUCGCAUGCGCUCUUUGAGCAAGAGCUCCCAGAAGAUGCUCCUGCUCCCGCGUUGUCGACAUCGAUUCUCGCACAAUUACAAGAAGACGAGAUAUUACGCGUCUCCGUUUUAGUACUGGCCGUGAUUGCAGUUGCGGCAUCGCUAGGCUUCGCUUGUGCUCUAGUUGCUUUCCUUCAACAAAAAAGCACUUAUCGCCAUAUCUCCGUAAAACCACGCUACCGGCCAUUUUCUCCGUCUACCUGCAAGGCGGCUGAAGACGAGAAUAGGUACGAUAUGCCUUGGGGAUAUACGCGUCCGUUUACCCACUGGCCGUGCUCAUCUUCGAAAUCCGAGGCGACGACAACAUCGCCGCUUGACUCGACGUCUUCGAUAGCAGCGCCGUAUAGCUUUCGAUCCGGAUUUACAAUACCUCAAACGCACCUCUACCAACACAUCUCUCCAAACUCCUCUAUAGGACCGGUACAUGACUCUUGA
Cylicocyclus nassatus is the source of this 987-nucleotide messenger RNA. Lineage: Eukaryota; Metazoa; Nematoda; Chromadorea; Rhabditida; Strongylidae. The record is from the annotation of a GenBank genome assembly.